AGUUAAUCUGCUGCUGCUCACAGGUGUGACGUCACAGCGGCGCGGAGCAGCUACAUGGGAGGCUAGCUGAAGCCUCUGGACCAAUCAGCGCGCAGAGGGGACGCCAGGAUGCCAGCCGGAGUGUGCGGCUGCUGUGGGCCGCUGAGGCCGAGGUACAAACGCCUGGUGGACAACAUCUUCCCCGAGGACCCCAAAGACGGCCUCAGUAAGUCCGACAUGGAGAAGCUGACCUUCUACGCCGUGUCUGCUCCGGAGAAGCUGGACCGGAUCGGCGCCUACCUCGCCGAGAGGCUGAGCCGAGACGUGCUGCGCCACCGCUACGGCAACGUGGUGGUCGCCAUGGAGGCCCUGGACCAGCUGCUGAUGGCCUGCCACUCUCAGAGCAUCAAGCCCUUCGUGGAGAGCUUCCUGCACAUGGUGGCCAAGCUGCUGGAGUCCGGGGAACCGGACCUGCAGGUCCUGGGGACCAACUCGUUUGUGAAGUUCGCCAACAUCGAGGAGGCCACGCCUUCUUACCACAGGCGCUACGACUUCUUCGUGUCCCAGUUCAGCGUCAUGUGCCACUCCACCCACCAGGACCCCGAGACCAGAACCAGGAUCCGCGUGGCCGGGAUCAAAGGCCUGCAGGGCGUCGUGAGGAAGACGGUGAACGACGAGCUGCAGGCCAUCAUCUGGGAGCCUCAACACAUGGACAAGCUGAUCCCCUCCAUGUUGUUCAACAUGCAGGAGGAGGACCGGGCGGGGCAUCCCAGCACGCCGUCGCCGGCGGGUCCGGACGGCGAGGAGAACCCGGCGGCGCUGGCGGAGAGCUGCUUCAGGGAGCUGCUGGGCCGGGCGGCCUACGGCAACAUGGACAACGCCGUGAGGCCGGUGCUGGUCCACCUGGACAACCACCAGCUGUGGGACCCCAACGAGUUCGCCGUCUCCUGCUUCCGGAUCAUCAUGUACUCCAUCCAGGUUCAGCACUCCCACCACGUCAUCCAGCAGGUCCUGAACCACCUGGACACCAACAACAAGAACACGCCGCGGGUCCGAGCCGGCAUCGUCCAGGUCCUUCUGGAGACGGUGGCCAUCGCCGCCAAAGGCUCAGUGGGGCCCACGGUGCUGGAGGUCUUCAACACGCUGCUCAAACACCUGAGGAUGAGCGUGGACCUGGAGCUGGGCGAGGACGGCCGCAGGAACUCCAGCAGCAGCGGCAAGGAGAGCGAGGAGAGGAUCGUCCAGAACGCCAUUAUCCAGACCAUCGGCUUCUUUGGGGGGAACCUCCCUGACUACCAGCGGGCCGAGGUCAUGAUGUUCGUGAUGGGCCGGGUGCCCGUCUACGGGACCCCGUGCCACACGUUGGACACCAGCAAGAUCGGGCAUCAUGGCACCAAGAGGAUCCAGACCAUGCUGCUCAGCUCCCUCAUCAUGGUGACCUCUGGCUUCAAGUCCAAGUCCAUGGCGGCCGCGCUGCCGGCUCCCUUCCUGGAGCCGCUCUUCUCCCUCUCGCUGAUGGAGGACAGCGAGCUGAGGCAGCUGGUGUCUGAGAUCCUGCACAACAUCAUCGAUCGCCACGACAACCGCGCCAAGCUGCGCGGCAUCAGGAUUAUCCCAAACGUCUCAGCGUUGAAGAUCAAAAGAGAAAAGAUCUCCAAGCAAGACGUGGCGUUCAUGAAGAAGCACGGCCAGCAGCUCUACCGACACGUGUACCUGGGCUGCAAGGAGGAGGACAACGGCCACAAGAACUUUGAGCUGCUCUUCACCACCAUGGCCAUCCUCACCAUCGAGCUGGCCAACGAGGAGGUGGUCAUCGACCUCAUCCGGCUCGCCAUCGCCCUGCAGGACAUGGUUCUGGCCAACGAGGAGAACAUGCCGAUGCUCACCCGCUGUGGCAUCAUGGCGUUGGUGGCGGCGUACCUCAACUUCCUGAGCCAGAUGAUCGCCAACCCUCCGUUCUGCCAGCUGGUCAGCAAGGUGCUGGAGCUGAGGAGCAUGGACGCGGCGUUCCUCCUCCCGGAGAACAUCUUCAGAGAUAAGUGUCCACUCCCAGACUCCCUGGACCAGGAGGACCGGCUGCUCUACUUCCAGACGGCCGACAUGGCCGAGUGUCUGUGUGGGCCGGGCUACAGCGUGGAGCGCCUCUCCAUCCCCUACAUCCCCCAGGUCACAGAUCUAGACCGUCUGAGCCGGAGGAAGAGCUUCGCCGACACCGUCUCCCUCCAGGUGGACAUCGUGUCCACCGGCCUCCCCGACAAGUCCCAGCUGGCGGAGGAGAUCACGUUCGAGACGCUGAAGAAGGCCAUCGACACCACCGGCCUGGAGGAGCAGGAGAGGGAGAAGAGACGUCAGCUCAUGGAGAAGUUCCAGAAAGCUCCGUUUGAGGAGAUCGCUGCCCACUGCGAGUCCAAGGCCAACAUGCUGCACGACCGUCUGGCUCAGAUCUUUGAGCUGACCAUCAGGCCUCCGCCCAGCCCCUCCGGGGUGGUCUCCAUCUCCUCGGGGCUGUCUCAGCAGCACCAGUCCGUCCCCGUCUACGAGAUGAAGUUCCCGGACCUGUGCGUCUACUGAUCCUGAUCCUCCAGAACAGAACCCUCCAAUCAGCAUCAGAGCCACUUCCUCCAAUCAGCACGAAGGAGCAACAUGUGGCUCCAACGGACCAAUCAAAAGAAAGAAACCUGAACUAAACCUGAACUGAACCUGAACUAAACUUUAUCUGAACCUGAACUAAACCUCAACUAAACCUCAACUGAACCUGAACUAAACCUCAACUGAAUCUGAACUAAAACCUGAACUGAACCUGAACUAAAACCUGAACUGAACCUGAACUAAAACCUGACCUAAACCUACACCUGAACUAAAACCUGAAUUAAACCUGAACUAAACCUAAACCUAAACUAAAACCUGAACUAAACCUACACCUGAACUAAAACCUGAACUAAACCUGAACUAAACCUAAACCAAAACCUGAACUAAACCUAAACCUGAACCAAAACCUGAAUUAAACCUGAACUAAACCUAAACUAAAACCUGAACUAAACCUACACCUGAACUAAACCUGAACUGACCCUAAACCUAAACAAACCCGUGGAAUAUAUACUCUUAAGAAAGUUGUAGAUGAUCCAGACUUCAUUGCAUCGUGUAGAUUCAGAGGAUUGAAGGAAGGAGAAGAAGAAGAAGGAGGAGGAGGAGGAGGAGGAGGUGGAGGUGGUGUUGGGUUUCAGAUGGUUUUGUAUGUUGAAGGUCGUAGGGCAAAGGGUCCAGAGUGGAGAGGGGGGGGGGCUCUAGUGGCCUCUAUUGAGCUCUAGUGACCUCUAGUGGCCUCUAGUCACCUCGAGUGGCCUCUAAUGGCCUCUAGUGACCUCUAGUGGCCUCUAGUGGCCUCUAUUGAGCUCUAGUGACCUCUAGUGACCUCUAAUGGCCUCUAGUGAGCUCUAAUGGCCUCUAGUGAGCUCUAGUGAGCUCUGGUGACCUCUAAUGGCCUCUAGUGAGCUCUAGUGACCUCUAGUGACCUCUAAUGGCCUCAAGUGAGCUCUAAUGGCCUCUAGUGAGCUCUAGUGACCUCUAAUGGCCUCUAGUGAGCUCUAGUGGCCUCUAGUGAGCUCUAGUGGGCUCUAGUGACCUCUAGUGAUCUCUAAUGGCCUCUAGUGAGCUCUAGUGGGCUCUAGUGACCUCUAGUGAUCUCUAAUGGCCUCUAGUGAGCUCGAGUGGCCUCUAGUGGCCUCUAGUGAGCUCUAGUGAGCUCUAAUGGCCUCUAUUGAGCUCUAGUGAGCUCUAGUGACCUCUAGUGAGCUCUAGUGACCUCUAGUGAUCUCUAAUGGCCUCUAGUGAGCUCUAGUGGGCUCUAGUGACCUCUAGUGAUCUCUAAUGGCCUCUAGUGAGCUCGAGUGGCCUCUAGUGAGCUCUAGUGGGCUCUAAUGGCCUCUAGUGGGCUCUAGUGAGCUCGAGUGCCCUCUAGUGAGCUCUAAUGGCCUCUAGUCACCUCUAGUGGCCUCUAGUGAGCUUCCGAUGUAAACUACCACCAUAAUGUCCAAUUAUGUCUGGGAUAAAGUUCUGACUCUUGGUGAGAGGGCAGAAUAAUAAUAAUAAUAACAAUAACAAUAAGCCUCAUCGACUUCACAUGCAACCUGUUCUUUAACAUCACCGCUUAGAAACAUGCGUCUUAUGGACAAACUGUGUUCCUCUGGGGCCUGAGGCCCCCAUGACCCCGAGGCCUCCAAGGGACCCGGAGGAACACGGACCCCCGAGGCGAGGCCCCUCUGGGCGUCGGUCCUUUAUGAAUGUCGUAGCCGUGUAUCAGAGAUAUUUUUGUACAUGCAUCACGAGCGGAUACAUUGUUGCUAGGUAGAGAUUAGGAGAUCCUUGUUGUUGUUGUUUACCAUGUCGUGGCGGAUCGGCCUCGUGUGAUGGUAAACAUGCUGCUUAUGAAUCGAUAUCUGAGGUUUCUUGAGAUGUUUAGGGAAGCCGGAUUCACUCCGAUUAUGAAUAUAAUUCGUCUUGUAGUUCUCGUCUGGUUCCUUUAUUUCUAAGCGUGCUCUCUGGAGAGCCCAAAUCAUCCGAUCCAGAUCCUCAUGAGUCCGAAGAGUUCACAUUGUUCUUCCGGGUGGAUCUGGACCUGCAGCUCCACUUCCUGUCAACCGGCGACUGAUCAAUAAAGUUUCAAUCAGACGCUUUUGAUAAAGUUGAUUUUAAAGUUGAUUUUGCUCCUUCAAGUGUAUUAAAAAAUAAAAUGCUAAUAACCGUCGGCAUGAAAUAUGAUGUUUGCACUUUGAUCACUGGGUACCCGUUACCAUGGCAACGCAUGACUGAGUGAGCUUCAGAGGGAAGCUGAGAGAGGGCCCUCCUGAUUGGUGGAGAGCCUCCGCCGGCUUCACCCAUUGGACGCUUUUCAAGAUGGACUUUAACACCAGGAACAAAAUGCGCUGAGGGCUUUAACCACUAGGGGGCGCUGAGGGGUUUAACCACUAGGGGGCGCUGAGGGCUUUAACCACUAGGGGGCGCUGAGGGCUUUAAAUCCUUUGACUUCAUAUCUUAGUUACACAUUUAACCCUUUGUGUGUUUAUUUUGGAACGAAUCAAUAAAAUGAGAAAAAGUUUCCAGAA
Pseudoliparis swirei is the source of this 5081-nucleotide messenger RNA. It is a transcript of the gene efr3a, whose product is annotated as EFR3 homolog A (S. cerevisiae). The transcript has 24 exons. The coding region runs from base 109 to 2550 and encodes 813 amino acids. Gene Ontology annotation, cellular component: plasma membrane. The record is from RefSeq and is a predicted model, not a curated record. Gene Ontology annotation, biological process: protein localization to plasma membrane. NCBI's taxonomy places the organism in Eukaryota, Metazoa, Chordata, Actinopteri, Perciformes, Liparidae.